Molecule: messenger RNA, 8557 nt
Organism: Drosophila ficusphila
Lineage: Eukaryota; Metazoa; Arthropoda; Insecta; Diptera; Drosophilidae
Product: adenomatous polyposis coli protein
Exons: 4
Coding region: 121-7716 (2531 amino acids)
Biological process (GO): regulation of cell differentiation; cell fate specification; negative regulation of canonical Wnt signaling pathway
Cellular component (GO): catenin complex; cytoplasmic microtubule; beta-catenin destruction complex
Molecular function (GO): gamma-catenin binding; microtubule binding; beta-catenin binding
Source: RefSeq, a predicted model, not a curated record
CUCGCCGCGGUUGGUCGCGAUUUUGUUGAUAAGCGGACUUUCGGGCGCGAUUCCUAUUUGUUUUGUCGCGAAAUGAACCCAGAACUCAAAUAGUUGAUAUCUGUGGGUAAACAAAGUGAUAUGUGUCAUCUGGUGGGCGAAAAAAAGAGGAGAAACUGUUUUAGUCAAGGCCAUGGAGCAUUGACUCCGCGCAGUGAGCAUCCCGAAUCCCGCUCCCUUAGCCGCUCCCGCUCCAGCUGCAGAUCCCCACUGACCAUGCUGGAGCCCACGCUGACUCCCGACCUCGAGGAGGGCAUCGCGGGCCUGAGCCUGGAGGACGUGGACGUGGACGUGGACGCGGUGCCGGAGCGCAAGCCGCACUUCCUCGACUACGACGCCGUACCGCCGCCGGACUACAAGGAGCCCAUGUUCCAUGGGACCAGCUCCGGGGAGCAGCUGAAGAUGGACAAGAAGUACGAGCGCGACGGCGAGGUCAGCGAUUACGAGCUGGCCGCCAGCGGCUACACCAAGAAGGAGUUCACCCAGGACGACAACACGCUCCACUACCAGAGUGGCGGCGGCGGAGCAGGAUUACCCCUGGGAUCCGGAGCCGUUAAUAAGAAGCAGCCGGCCAAGCACUUCCUCGACGAGAACCCCAUUCCGCCGGACUACAUGCUGGCCCAGGAGCUGCGCGAGAUGCGGGAGCACCGCAGCCUGGACCGCAACUUCGAGCGGCAGUCGGCGCAGCAGCAGCAGCUGGAGGAGCUGCCUCCGCGCACCAACGGCGGAUCCCCGGCCAGCGCAGGGCGAGCUUCGCGCAGCAAGGAGCCCUCCUACACGCUCUCCCGCUUCCUGGACGGCGACUCCCCCGCCACGGCGACUCCCGCUGGCCGACUGCCCAAGGGAGCCGCCUGGACAACGAGCUUCGACGAGCGGUACAGCAGCUCGGCGGCGGUGGAGGCGUCUCUUGGCUCGAAGGUGGAGUGCGUCUACUCGCUGCUCUCGAUGCUCGGCUCCAACGAUCCGCUCGAGAUGGCCAAGAAGUUCCUGGAGCUGUCGGGGAACGCGCAGAGCUGCGCCACCCUUCGCCGCUCCGGCUGCAUGCCGCUCCUCGUCCAGAUGAUGCACUCGGCGGACAACGAGCAGGAGGUGCGCCGGUGCGCCUCCCAGGCGCUGCACAACGUGGUCCACGGCCACCCGGACGAGAAGGCGGGCAGAAGGGAGGCGAAGGUGCUGCGCCUGCUCGACCAGAUCGUCGACUACUGCUCCUUCCUGAAGACGCUGCUCCAGAGCGGCGGGGAGGCGAUCGCGGACGACUCGGACCGCCACCCGCUGGCGGCCAUCUCCUCGCUGAUGAAGGUCAGCUUCGACGAGGAGCACCGGCACGCCAUGUGCGAGCUGGGGGCGCUGCACGCGAUCCCCAACCUGGUCCACCUGGACCACGCCGUCCACGGACCCAAGCCGGAGGACCAGUGCUGCAAUUCGCUGAGGAGGUACGCUUUGAUGGCGCUCACCAACCUCACCUUCGGGGACGAAAACAACAAGGCGCUGCUCUGCGGCCAGAAGCCGUUCAUGGAGGCCCUGGUGGCCCAGCUGGACUCCGCGCCCGACGACCUGCUCCAGGUGACGGCCAGCGUGCUGCGGAACCUCUCCUGGCGGGCGGACAGCAGCAUGAAGGCGGUGCUCAACGAGAUCGGCACGGUGACCGCGUUGGCGCUGGCGGCCAUGCGGAACCGCAGCGAGAACACGCUGAAGGCCAUCCUCUCGGCGCUGUGGAACCUCUCCGCUCACUGUAGCACCAACAAGGCGGAGUUCUGCGCCGUGGAGGGGGCACUGGCCUUCCUGGUGGGCAUGCUCAGCUACGAGGGACCCAGCAAGACGCUCAAGAUCAUCGAGAACGCGGGAGGGAUCCUGCGCAACGUGUCCAGCCACAUCGCGGUGUGCGAACCCUACAGGCAGAUCCUGCGCCAGCACAACUGCCUGGCCAUCCUGCUGCAGCAGCUCAAGUCGGAGAGCCUCACGGUAGUGAGCAACUCGUGCGGCACUUUGUGGAACCUUUCGGCCCGCUCGCCCGAGGACCAGAAGUUCCUCUGGGACAACGGGGCGGUGCCGAUGCUGCGCUCGCUGAUCCACUCCAAGCACGCCAUGAUCUCGGAGGGCAGCUCCUCCGCCCUGAAGAACCUGCUCAACUUCCGGCCGGCCGUGCAGAACCACCACCAGCUGGACCCCAUCGCCCGCUCCAUGGGACUGAAGGCGCUGCCCACGCUGGAGGCGCGCAAGGCGAAGGCGCUGCAGCAGGAGCUGGGCGAGCGGCACACGGCGGAGACCUGCGAGAACCUCGACUCCGGAGGGAAGCUGGCCAAGGAGCGCUCGACGUCCGCCUCGCAAAGGCGCCAUCCAGCCGCAUCCGUGCCCCGCUUGACCCGCUCCGCGAUGCUGACGAAGAGCGAGAGCCGCGACUCGGUGUACUCCGCCAAGUCGGACUGCGCCUACGACCACCUCAUCCGGUCCGCCUCCGCCUCGGAUGCGCAGCGCAAGGGGAAGUCGUCCAAGAUGACCGACUUCGACAUGGAGAUGGAACAGGACGCGGAGGCCACCGAGGAGCAGCCCAUCGACUACUCGGCCAAAUACAGCGAGGGAGCCGCCAAGACUGUGUCCACAUAUCAGGAGACGGACCUCGACCAGCCCACUGACUUCAGCCUGCGCUACGCGGAGAACCAGCUGGAUCAGUUGGAGUCGGACAUGGACAUAUCAGGAUCGGCGGGAGCCCAGAAGACCUCCUCCUCUCUUACGCCUCCCGCGGAGGCAGUUCCCGCGAAGUCCGAGGGCCAGGAGAUCCUGCUGAUCCUCGAGGACAGCGUCAAGUGCUACCAGACCGAGGACACCCCCUACGUAAUAUCCAACGCGGCCUCCGUCACCGACCUGCGGGUGGCCGCCAAGGCGGAUGCGGAUGCGGAUGCCAAGCCGGAGGUGAGGGAGGCUCCCUCCAAGGAGGGCGCUCCCAAGAAGCUGCCCAAGCUCUCGCAGUGCGGAUCGGGGUCGUACACUCCCGAGAAGCCCAUCAACUACUGCGAGGAGGGAACGCCCGGCUACUUCAGUCGCUACGAUUCGUUAAGCAGCCUGGACGAGUCGGGCAAGGCCAACCAGGCGGGCGUGGGACCCAAGCCGAAGGAGGAGAAGCAGGAGGAGCACGAAUCCCAGCCAGCUGAGCAGGCCAACCUGGCCAAGCCCCCCACUCAGGCGAACUCUGCGCUGGAGACCCCGCUGAUGUUCUCGCGGCGCAGCUCCAUGGACUCCCUGGUCCACGACCCCGACGUGGACGUGGCCAACUGCGACGACAAGAGCUCGGUGGUGAGCGACUUCAGUCGCCUGGCCAGCGGGGUGAUCUCCCCCUCCGAGAUCCCCGACUCGCCCACCCAGAGCAUGCCGCAAUCCCCGCGGAGAAACAGUGCAGCUGGAUCGGCGGCGAAUGCGGACUCUCCCCCGGCCGCAAUCCCGGCCAGCCUGCAACCACUGCGCAGUGUGUUCGAGGACGACCUGAGCAGCUUCAACGUGGAGCACACUCCCGCCCAGUUCUCCUCGGCCACCAGUCUGAGCAACCUGAGCAUCGUGGACGACGAGAAGGCUCCGCCUAGUGUGGCCGAGGAGGACAACGAGGACGAGCUGCUCCUGGCCAACUGCAUUAACAUGGGCAUGCAGCGGAAGCCUGCGGAGGUUGCGAAGUCCACGCCCGUUCACCCGGAAGUGGAUGUGGCCGAGGAGACCAUCCGCAGCUACUGCACCGAGGACACUCCCGCCCUGCUCUCCAAAGUGGCCAGCAACACCAACCUGUCGGCCAUCUCCAUGAGCUCCAACGAGCCGAAGGAGGUGGCGAGUGGCCAGGCACAGAUGUACACCCACCAGCUGUCCGACGACGUGUCCUCCAAUGCCUCAGACUGCGGCGGAGCAGCUGGCCUGCUGCAGCAGUGCAUCCGCGAUGGCAUGCAGAAGCCCCCCUCCGAAGGGGUUUCCAUCCCGAAUCCGGACCGGAAUCCAGAUCCCAUUGCCAUGCUGCGACGCGGCGGGAACCCACUGUCCGGCUUCCUGCCCUCCGCCGACGAGAUGAACAAGUUCCUGGUGGAGGACAGCCCCUGCAACUUCUCCGUGGUCUCCGGCCUGUCCAACCUCACGGUGGGAUCCAGUCUGGUUGGCCCAGCCGUGCAGCUCAAGGAAACAAUAUCAUCGAGCGCGAAUCCGAAACCCGGAACCGAUCCAAAGACCACCAGGCAGGAGCAAAACCGAAGGCCGCCGCAUUGGCAAGAUGAUUCGCUGAGUUCUCUAUCCAUCGACUCGGAGGACGACACCAAUUUACUGAGUCAGGCUAUUGCCGCUGGCUGCAAUAGACCCAAGUCGAAUCUCGGCUUCAGCUCGAACGGCAAGCGCUCCAGCUCGCUGAGCUCCUCGCAGCCGAUAGCCAUCAAUGCGGCCACCUCGGCCAGCUCGCUCAGCUCGGCGACGACGGUGCGCAGGAACCACCAGCAGCAACCAGGAAACCAGCACCAUCAGCACCACCAGCAGCAGGAGUCGUACAGCUCGGUGGACUCGAGCGACUCGAACGACAACCAGUCGAAGUCGCUCUUCGAGCUCUGCAUCCUGAAGGGGAUGUACAAGUCGAAGGAGCCGGGCGCCAGAGCCAGGCAGCUGGAGGAGCAGCCCCUGGUGGGCGCCGCGGGCACCCAGUCGCACCCCAAUCUCAAGCAGUUCGACUCGCUGCCGGUGCAGCUGCCCUCCUCUGGACAGCAGAAGCGGCAGCGCCACCACCACAAUCACCACCAUCAUCACCAGCACCACAGGGAGCGGGAGCGGGAGCGCAAGGACGAGAAGCUGCUGCAGGAGUGCAUCAACACGGGCAUCUCGAAGAAGAUCAGCGCCGUGCCAAAAAACGUCCUGGCUACGUCUGCGGCUGCAUUGGAACCGUGUCGCCCAAUGGCAGCUACUACAUCAGCAAGUGCUCCCAGCACAGCAGCAGCUCCAGACGUAGAGCAGAAUCCCAGCAGUCACAGCAAUCCACUGCAGCAGCAGCAGCGGCAGCCGCAAUUGUCGAGCAGCAGCCCCAUCCUGCCGAGUCCUACCGGCGCCAUCGCCACCGCCACCGACACAGCAAGAAGUCGAGCAGCUCCCGGUCCGGGGAACGCGAGUCCGAGCGCUCCCGCGACCGCUACUGGGUCUAAGGACCUGGACGCGGAGGACCGCUCCAGCGACGAGUCCAACCAGUCGUUCAUAAUGGAGACCAUGGUCCGGCUGGACAGCGCGCCAGCCAGCGAGCCGUGCGCCUCCAGCGGGAACGAGCGGCACAAGGACCCCGACCUGAUGCUUAGGUCCGUGGAGCGGCUCACCCUCGAGUUCGUCACCUCGGCGGAGCAGCUGCGCAGCAGCCACAACAGCAGCAGCCACAACAGCAGUAGCCAGAAGAAUUCGAGCAGCAACAACACCUGGAACGAGCACACCUGUCCCGACGACGUCAGCUUCCCCAGCGUCAGCCAAACGGCUCCGGUGCUGGCCUCGCUGAGCCUGGACGAGGACGCCACGGAGGCGAGAUCCCUGCGGGAGCUGGUCGAGAUUACGCCCACGAACGAGCAGCAGCCCGCUUCGCUGGAGGGCGAGACGGACACGCUGGUCAGCGGAGUAGAGGACCGGGAAAGCCACUCGGGAUCGUCCGGCGGCCUCAACUUCCAGCUGGGCGGACAGGUGCAGAACGCGGGCGUCCGGCUGGAGCCGCAGCGGCUGCUCUUUAACGGAACCAGCGCCUCCAUGAUGACCAACUCCACGAUGAUCGCGUUCGAGGCACGGGCGCUGGCCGAGAACCUGCUCCAGCCGGCUCCAACUGGAGCCACCUCCGCCGAGGAGGAUAGCACGGAGAUGGACUUCAGCAUGAACAGCCUGGACGUCCUGGACCUGGACAACGUGCGCCCACCGUCGGGCAUGGAGUCGCUCAACAGCUGCUACCAGGAUCACCUGCACUCGCAAUCGCAGCCGAGCUCCCUGCGCCAGCAGCUGCCCAGCAAGAGUCCUCGAUUCGCGCGCAAGAUGUUCCCGGCCAACCUGGUGGCCAGGAGGGCACUGGGCCAUCUGGCGGGCAGUGCGGAGAGCGUGAACUCCAGCUGCAACCUGCUGGACAACAUCAAGCCGCCCUCGCUGAUGGACGAGCUGCUGGACUCCAUGAUCAGCGUGGACAGCAUCCAGUCGGAGGUGGCCGACGGCGAGCAGGACUGCAGCAUGGCCACCACCAUCUCGGUCUCGAACUACGAGACCGCCUGCGACGACCAGACCCUCACCGUUCUCCAGAGCUGCUUCGACGAGGACGAGGACGCCACCGUGAACGACUACAGCUCGGCGGAGUCCACGCCCAAGCAGGGAUCCACGCCCUCGCCCAGUCGCCGCUCGCUCACGCCGAAGCAGAAGCGCCGCCUCACCAAGGACCGCUACAAGACCUACACCAUAGCCACCAGCCAACAUGGCAGCGAGCACGGCAUAGAGGCGCUGGAGGCCAACGAGACCCUGCAGAUCGAGAUCGUGGAGGCGGCCGUGCCCCCCGUGGCCACGCCCUCGCCGCGGGCCAAUGGAAGGAGGAGGGGCAGUGCGGAGCGGUACAAGACGCAGCUGAUCGAGUGCCCGCUGGCGCUGAUCCAGCCGCCAAGCGAUGACUGCCCCAGCGAGGAGCUCUCCUCCAUCCGCGCGAUGAUGCAGCAGUUCACCUUCAUCACGGACAUCCACAUUGGCCAGGAACCGGAGGCCCAGGCGGAGGAGUCGCCGGAGUGCGACCAGAACUCGGAGACGGAGUCCUGCGAGGGCCAGGAGCCCGCCCAGCUGCCUCCUCCGCCGCCGGUCGUGGAGCUCAAGUCCCCCGCCUCCUCCAAGCCCGCGACUCUGGAGCCCGCCACGGCGGUGAAGGUGGUGCGGGGUCGCAAGAAGCCGGCCUACGUGUCGCCCUACAGCAUGCAGAGCCAGCGGAGUGGCAACGGCGCCUCCGCGGCCAAGAAGAAGACCCUCUCCCCCACGAUUGCCAAGAGGAGUGUGGUUGGUGGCGCGGCGGGAGUCAGGCUGCCGGCCAAGAAGAAGCCAACGACGGAGCCUGCUCCUGCUCCUACUGCUCCUCGCCUGGAACGGCAGGGAACCUUCGUGAAGGACGAGCCCACGAACUCCAAUGUCCAGGUGCCCGUGGUGGAGGCGAAGCCCACUCAAAGCAGUCCCACGCAUCGCGCCUCCAAGCUGCCCACAAAGAAGGCAGCAUCCAGCGGGGACUCCCCCUCUAAACACGGUUCUCCCAAGAGGAUUGGCUCGGCUCCCGUGCGCCGGGUGACGCCCCAAAGGGCCAACACCAGUCUGCGGUUGGCGGGGGCCAAGUCCACCUCCGCCACGCGAGUGGUUCCCUCGCGGAUCUCCACCACCACGCCGCCUUCCCGCAGCAACUCCAACCUGAACGGAGGCAGUGCAGCCGCAGCGGCGGCGGCCAAGAUCAACCAGGCCCAGAGCCGCAUUGCCAACAUCUGGAAGCGCGUGGACGAGGCCAAAACGAAGCAGCAGUCGUCCAAUCUGCGGACUCAGAAAACAAAAUCUUCCAGCACGCUCAACGGAAACGGAGGCAGGCCGACGCUCCUGCGCAGCUCGACCUUCGACAACAGCCCGAAUCCCUCGGCGGGAGGAGGAGUAUCAGCAUCCAAGUCCAAGUUGCCAGUGGUGGGGGUUGCCAGGAAGUAGGAUCGAUCGAUAUCAGCCAGGAGAGGAAGUGUGGAGACUGCAAACGGAAACGGACUGUAUUUGUUACGCAUUUUUGGAACGAGAGACGCACAGGUCCACAUCCACAAAGAAAGGAGCUAGAGUCAGAGUUAAAUCAAAGAAUCAAAGAGUUUUUAGGCUAGGAGGCAACAGGCAUAUAUAUUCUAUAUACUCAAUACACUACUCUCCUCCACUUCCACUUUACACACUUCGUAGUCCCUAAACUUUGUAAGCUAGAGCUAGCGCAACUCCUAGUAACUCCAACUAAUCCAAGUCACAGUCAGAGAAGGAUCUCCCCGGAGCUCCGGACCGUGUGUAGCCAAAUGUAUCGCAUAUAUAUACACUUCGAGUAGAUCGGGCCUUUCAACGUGUGUACAACUCCCUAUAUAUACAAGGUGUAUACUGGCAUAUAUAUAAUUGCUAUAUAUUCGAUUUGACACGUAAUAACGUAAUAAUAACGUAAUUAGAAAAGGUUUACCAAGUUUUCAUUUUAGUUUAGUUCGCAUCUUGCAUUAUUUACAAUCGACCCGCAGUGAAUUUGGGAUUAUACUUUAUAGGUUUAGUACGCCCUUGGCUUCCUUAUGCAAAACCAAAUAUCUGAAGAAGAGAGUGGAGAAUCACCUUUGUAGUCACAGCUUUUUAAGUAUUCUUUUAUAUAAUUUAGCAUACUUAAGGGUAACCGAUUUUAGGCGACGGCUUUUGUAUUAAGCGAAUCUUUUGCGACUUAUUAUAGUUUUACCGAUCCAGCGCGAUUAACCAUUUUUAAUAAUAAUAAAUCGAAAUAUGCUUUUUGUCAACAUCAAUAAAAAAAAAGUGAAGUUUA